AAAAACAAAAAGAGAGAACAAAGUGAGAAGAUAAUCUGCUUUGCACGCAAUAAUCACAAUCUCUUGGACCGGAAGCGAUCAUGCCAACUCCAGAGCUUGGGCCUCUAGCCAUACGUCUUCUCUCUAACUUUGAUAAUUGAACACGUGUUCAACUAUUCUAGAUUUGGCAGCACUACAUCUAAUUCACAUAGUCCGGCUUUCCAGUUGUUUCCAUAUGUUCACCAAGUAGUUCAACUACGGCCUCUACGAAGUUCCCAAAUCAUGUCCUAACCAAAGAAACACCUUUAAAUGACCUAAAUGUCCUCCCUUCCAAUGCCCUCACAUUUCCUUCUCCGGAACAAUCACUCCCUAAACUGCGCCAGCAAAUUCCAGAAAUUUUAUUCAAGGGUAUCGAGUUUCAGCUUCAGAAUGAUAAAGGGUCAGUGUAAAGUUUGGAUUUUUCAAUCACUCUAUGCACUUGUUGCGAUCGGUUCAGUUCUAAUCUUCUUUCUAGCCAUGGCUUGUGCAUAUCUAUAUGUGUUUCCUUAUACAAGUACUCUUGUUUAUAAGCACGGAAUGUCCAAUUCAAGUGAUUCGAUUAGUGAGUGCAAUGUGUUUGAAGGAAGUUGGAUUCAAGAGGAUAGUUAUCCUUUGUAUAAUGCCUCACAAUGUCCCUUUGCGGAACGUGGUUUUAAUUGCAUAUCUAAUGGUAGAAGAGAUAGAGGUUAUAUGAAAUGGAGAUGGAAGCCUAAAAAUUGUGACCUACUGUGGUUUAGCGCACGAGAAGCUCUUGAGGGGCUCCGUGGGAAACGGGUUGUUUUUGUUGGUGAUUCGUUGAGCCGAACACAAUGGGAAUCUUUCAUUUGUAUGCUCAUGACUGGUUUGGAGGAUAAGACAAGUGUGCGUGAAAUCAAUGGGAAUAAGAUCACUAAACAGAUCAGAUUUUUGAGUGUAGAGUUUGGAACAUUUAAUCUGAGAGUUGAUUUUUAUCGGUCAGUGUUCUUGGUGCAGCCUGCAUCUUCACCAAAGCAUGCACCAAAGAGAGUGAAGUCAACUAUUAAAUUGGACAAGUUGGAUUUUAUUAGUAAAGAGUGGAUAGAUGCAGAUGUUCUGGUUUUCAAUUCGGGACACUGGUGGACCCCGACUAAACUUUUCGCAACGGGCUGCUAUUUUCAAGUUGAUGGAGCGCUGAAACUUGGAAUGCCAAUAACUUCUGCCUUCAAAAUAGCAUUAGAGACCUGGGCAUCUUGGGUUGAUACUACAAUUAACUCAAAUAGAACUAGAGUAUACUUCCGAACUUUCGAAUCUUCUCACUGGAGAAACCAUAAACCUUGCACAGUGACUAAACGCCCUUCCUCGCUAACCGGAGGGAGGGACCGCAGCUCAAUUUCAGACGCAAUACUUGGAGUUGCGAAGAAAAUGAAAGUUCCAGUGCGAGUUUUGCACGUUACCCCAAUGGGAGCUUUCCGGAGUGAUGGGCAUGUGGGCACUUGGAGUGACAAUCCAUCGGUGCCUGAUUGCUCCCAUUGGUGUCUGCCUGGAGUGCCUGAUACGUGGAACGAAAUUCUCUUUUCAUACAUUCUGAGCGAAAAUCAGGUACCCUUCAAUGAACACUAAGCUGCAAAGGCUCAUUUUUCCUGCAAUUUCUGGUAUCAUUUGAUCUUCUCACUUUGCAGCCGACUACAAAAGAUGAAUAAAUGUUUCUCUUUGCUAACCCUUCUGGUCCUGUACGUGUCCCAUCCGGUUCAAUUUUUUUGUUUGGCAAGUGACAAUAGCAAGAGCUUGUAUAAUGAAAGAAAAUAUGUAGCUACAACAUAUUAUAUGAAUGAAAGUUCCAACAUUUUCUACA
Molecule: messenger RNA, 1828 nt
Organism: Tripterygium wilfordii
Lineage: Eukaryota; Viridiplantae; Streptophyta; Magnoliopsida; Celastrales; Celastraceae
Product: protein trichome berefringence-like 7
Exons: 4
Coding region: 298-1596 (432 amino acids)
Cellular component (GO): Golgi apparatus
Molecular function (GO): O-acetyltransferase activity
Source: RefSeq, a predicted model, not a curated record